Scheffersomyces coipomensis is the source of this 1584-nucleotide messenger RNA. RefSeq lists its product as uncharacterized. The record is from RefSeq and is a predicted model, not a curated record. NCBI's taxonomy places the organism in Eukaryota, Fungi, Ascomycota, Pichiomycetes, Serinales, Debaryomycetaceae. Gene Ontology annotation, biological process: activation of GTPase activity. The coding region runs from base 1 to 1584 and encodes 527 amino acids. Gene Ontology annotation, molecular function: GTPase activator activity. The transcript has a single exon.
AUGCUUAAGGAAAAUGAUAUCAUUUCAAAAGCAUUACUCACCAUUGAAAAAUUUAAAGGAAAUAUCACCAAUUUUAAAGCCUCGAUACUUGAUAAUGAAUAUACUUCCUUGAAUUAUCCAAAAUACUUUUCAAGAACUUUGAUUUGGAAAUGUUGUUUGAUAACUGAUAGUCUAUCCAUUCAUCAAUGGUUAACGAAAUUACAUGAUUCCAGGAUUAUUUAUCAUCAAUUAGUUAAAAGACCUGAUAUGACUAUUCCUUGGUGGGCUUUGGAUCCAGAAUCUUCAUUCUAUCAAGAUAAAGAAAGUAUUCAUCUAUCAAGAAAGGCAAGUUUAAAUAAAGACAGUAGAAAUCCUCGUUCAUCCUCCACCACAACUAGUAUCAAUAAGAUAUCCCUCACAAGAAUAACCAAUAUUGAUGAUCCAUUACGAAGUCCAACACUUUCACCCAUAACAUCAGCAUCGAUAAGGACAAGGUCUCCCACUCCAUCUACUCCUCAUGAAACUACAGAAGAAGAUAUUGAAUUGUUGGAAAUCAUCGUAUUGGAUAUCGAUCGAUUAUUCCCCGGUGAAUCCUUCUAUCAAUCCUCAACUUCAAUCAUUCAUAAAAAACAUUUGAUUGAAGUAUUGUAUGUAUGGUCGAAAUGUAAUCCUCAAGUUGGGUAUAAACAAGGGAUUCAUGAAAUUUUGGGAUUGUUUUAUAUGAAUUUAUAUCAUGAAUCCAUCGAUAUACCGAAAACCAAUACUAUUUCCAGUGAUGAUUUAAAAAUAUUAAAUCUUUAUGAUAAACAUUAUUUAAAUCAUGAUUUAUUUACUAUUUUUAAUAAAUAUAUCUUAGCCACCGGGAUCAUAUCGAAAUUUUAUGAAAGUGAAGAAACAUUAUGGAAAUCAAUCGAAUCAUUCAAUAUCAAUCUUAUGAAAGUUGAUCAAUUCAUUCAUUACAGUUUAUUAAAUAAAUUAAAAUUAGAAUCUCAAUUAUGGAUCAUUCGAUAUUUUCGAUUAAUCUUAUUACGAGAAUUAGGCAAUGAUUUAGAAACCACAUCUUUACUUUGGGAUAAAUUAAUCGCAACUCCCCAAAUUCAUGUUUAUGGAGGUAUACCUGAUUUAAUAUCAUUUAUGAUAAUUCAAUUACUUAUUCAAUUAAAAUCAAAUUUAAUCACUUGCGAUUUUAGUGAAAGUCUUUCUUUAUUAUUACAUUAUCCCAUUCAAUCUCAAUUAAUGAAUGAAUCCACUCGUCAUGAUUUUAUCGGGAAUUUAAUCAAAGAUGCUUUGAAAUUAUAUGAAAAGAGAGGUAAUGAUUUGAAAUUAUAUGAAUAUGGUUUAAAAUUAAAUACCACUUAUAAUCCAAAUUUAAGAAUCACCAUGAGUUAUACCGGUAGCGCUCGAAAUAGUGGAGAAAUCUCAUCGCCUUCAUCCAGUAGAAAUCCUUCACGAAGUCCUACACCCCAAUUACCUCCAUCCACCACUAAUAGUACUGAUUCUAGUAAUGGCACUAAUUCUGAUCCAAAACUUGAACAUUUGAAAUUCGACAAGCUUAGAUUGGAAAUGAGAUUGAAGAAGAAAGCUCAACUGAUGUUAAGACCAUAG